This is a messenger RNA of Puntigrus tetrazona (Sumatra barb), 10501 nucleotides long. It is a transcript of the gene nova2, whose product is annotated as NOVA alternative splicing regulator 2. The transcript is spliced from 5 exons. The record is from RefSeq and is a predicted model, not a curated record. Gene Ontology annotation, molecular function: mRNA binding. The coding region runs from base 822 to 2375 and encodes 517 amino acids. Gene Ontology annotation, biological process: mRNA splicing, via spliceosome; regulation of alternative mRNA splicing, via spliceosome. Lineage: Eukaryota; Metazoa; Chordata; Actinopteri; Cypriniformes; Cyprinidae. Gene Ontology annotation, cellular component: nucleus; cytoplasm.
GUACAAAUCACAUAACAAUAUUAUAGUAAAAUUAGAAUUAUUAUUGGCUAAUAGACGAGCCAUUUAGAACUACGACUUUUAGUUUUCUCAUCCCUGCGCCUAUUUUACAACGAUGCUCUCGCAUUUUCAUCACCGCCACCUCCUCCUGUACUGUCAUGUGACGAGCAGGAUUUAUACACCGCUUUGCCGGAGAAAAAUCAAACCUCGACCAAUCACAGCUCGAGGUGGGCGUGUCCGUUUCUUCACAUUUGACAGCCGCGGUCUCGGCUGCGCAUGACGUCACCCGCUGCCCCGCGCUCCGGCAGAAACGCGCAAAGAUGCUCUGAAAGCAAGACUGCAGCAUCUCCGAGUCAGAGCCUACAAAAACAUCGCAUCUCCUCCAAGCGCUCGUCCAGCGCUUCGUCGCCGUCCAGGGUCUGCCCACCUGCAUGCGGGAUCCGCUGUUUUUUUUGUCUCUCUCUCGCCUCUUGUACAUUUCCCGUUGCUAUUUAUUAUCCGCGCGCAUCUUCCCAGUUUUUUUUUAAAAGUAGUGAAUCCUAUAAGUUCCGCUGACCGCUGAGGUCAUAUAUUGUUUCCAGCAGGAGAGCGCCGUCGCAGAGCCACGAGCGAGGACGUUUCCCCACAUCACUUGUUAUUAAUAUCAGCCUGAGCAUAAUCGAGCCACUGGAUAUCGAUGCGUCUUUCGUUCAGUAUCUAGGCUGCUACGGAGGAUCGACGCACCCCAAACAUUCAUAUCAUCGUGGUUUCACAUUUAGAAACGACCAUAUCUGCGUACCGCGUCUAGGGAAAACGAGCGCGAGCCUAAAGCUUCUUUAUAAAAAAUGAUGGCCGGUGGGGCAGUGCAGCAAAACGGGAUUUUCUCCAAUCCGCAUCAUCACAAUCAACAGCCGCACAUGGAGUCUGAUCCCCCCGAUUCCCGCAAAAGACCCCUGGAGACCCCGACGGAGGCCAGCAGCACCAAACGCACAAACACAGGAGAGAGAUGCAACCAAGCGGCCAUCCAUGAUCCACCAUUUUCAUCAGAUUUUGUCGGAUUUCACGAGGAAGGCGAAUAUUUCUUGAAGGUGCUGAUUCCAAGCUAUGCCGCAGGCUCCAUUAUUGGCAAGGGUGGUCAGACUAUUGUCCAGCUACAGAAAGAGACAGGGGCCACCAUCAAGCUGUCCAAAUCCAAAGACUUCUACCCGGGAACAACAGAGCGUGUCUGCUUGAUUCAGGGCACUGUAGAGGCGCUGAACAGUGUCCAUGACUUCAUCGCAGAGAAGGUGCGGGAGAUGCCUCAGAGCGCUCAGAAAACAGAGCCGGUUAGCAUACUUCAGCCACAGACCACCGUCAACCCUGACCGUGUCAAACAGGCCAAGCUCAUAGUGCCCAACAGCACGGCAGGGCUGAUCAUCGGCAAGGGCGGAGCCACGGUGAAGGCCGUCAUGGAGCAGUCGGGCGCCUGGGUCCAGCUCUCACAGAAACCAGAAGGCAUCAACUUGCAGGAACGCGUUGUCACCAUCAGCGGAGAGCCUGAGCAGAACCGCAAGGCCGUGGAGAUCAUUGUGCAGAAGAUCCAGGAGGACCCACAGAGCAGCAGCUGUCUGAACAUCAGCUACUCCAACAUCUCUGGCCCCGUGGCCAACUCCAACCCCACCGGUUCCCCGUACGCCAACUCGGCAGAGGUGAUGCCGGCUGCUGCAGCAGCAGCAGCGGCCACAGCCUCCAGUCUCCUAGGGCAGGCCAGUCUGGCAGGUGUGGGCGCUUUCCCCACCACCAUGUCCAGCUUCUCAGGGAAUGACCUGCUGGCUAUCACAUCUGCGCUAAACACGUUAGCCAGCUACGGAUACAAUACCAACUCCCUGGGCCUAGGGCUCAACCCUGCGGCUGCCUCAGGGGUCCUCGCCGCUGUGGCUGCAAGCGCCAACCCCGCCGCAGCUGCGGCCGCUAACCUGCUAGCCUCAUACGCCAAUGACGCAUCCACCAGCUCCGGCCACCCUGCGACCAGCCUGGGAGGCUUCACGCUAGGCUCGCUCGCUGCCGCCACCGGAGCCACCAAUGGCUACCUGAGCGCCGCUUCCCCGCUGGUGGCGAGCUCCCUGCUGGCCACCGAGAAGCUGACCGAGGGGGCCAAAGAUGUGGUGGAGAUUGCUGUGCCGGAGAACUUGGUGGGCGCCAUUUUGGGGAAGGGAGGCAAAACGCUUGUGGAGUACCAAGAACUGACGGGAGCCCGCAUUCAGAUCUCCAAAAAGGGAGAGUUUGUUCCUGGCACCAGAAACCGUAAAGUUACCAUUACUGGAUCGCCAGCCGCCACACAGGCAGCCCAAUAUCUUAUCAGCCAGCGAAUCACAUACGAGCAGGGUGUGAGGGCCACCAAUCCGCAGAAGGUGGGCUAAAAACAGGGAGUAUGAAAAAAGGAGAGAAAAAGAGUGGGGGAUGGGGAAGAUACAGAGAAAGAUGGAGGGCGCGAAUAUCGACGAAAAUUGCCCACAUUCUUUGUGGGAAAAAUCUCAGUAUUAAAAAAAAAAAUGGAAAGAAAUCCUCUCAAAGUGGAAAAUUUGAAACAGAAAAAUGUGUAAAAUGUAAAUAUGGGUUUAAUCCUUAAGUUCGGGAUUUUUAUUGGUUGAUUUUGUUUUGUUUUUCUUUUGUUUUUGUUUUUUUUGUGCAUUUUCUGGACAGCAGUGAAUGGCAUUUCAACCUGGCAUGCUGCCGCGCUGCAGUUCCCAGCAGGUGGGCAAGGUGGUCGGAUGGGGGACAAUGGGGUGGAGCAAUCCCAGGAAUCGGCCCUUCCCCACCCCCAUCCCCUCCUAGCUGACAGAUUUUUGUUCUUUAAUUUUUUAGUCCUUAGUUUUAACUCCCACCCUUUCGCCCAUGCCUUCUCUUUAAGAGGGCCUGAGACUGAUUAUUUACCCCCAGUCUGUGACACCCCAUACCCCACCCCAGCCCCUCGCCCCAGCCCUCUCAAUCCCAGCCGGCCCGACCCUGCUCCGCGAACGGGCAGGAUAGGGCAGGGGAUACGAGGCUGCUGCAGGGUCUCUCAGCGCCACUAGACAUUGACCUGGGGUUCCAGUUGGACCAGGUGCAUGCCACUACAGAUGUUGUUAGCAUAAGGGAAGCUUGUAGAUCAUGUUGCGGACAUAGGCCAGGACGCAAAACGCACCUGAAUCUUUCGUACCAGAGCUCCUAGAAAAUUGUGGCAUUCGUCUAUGGGAUUUGAGGUCUGGUGUUUAUACAAAUACUAUUAUCAUUAUUAUUAUUAUUAUUACUACUACUAUUAUUAUUAUUACAAAUUAUCAUCACCAUCAACGUUAUUUAUUAAUAUGAUUUCACCCAUAAGGACUGAGGUAUUUCCUUUUGUUUUUCUUAAUCUGUGAAUUCAGGUUGACAUGAAUGUAAAGACAAUAUUUUGGAUUUAGUUUUUUAUUUAAGUAGAUUGAAUCGUGUGUCCAUGUAAUAUAUGUCUUAUUUAACGUCCAGUGAUAACUGCACCGUCGGCACCAACAGAGAGAAUAGGGGCAGAUGUACUGUACAGUGAUAUUAAUACAAACACACACACUCAGCAAACUAUUACCAGAUUUAAACGCUGAAAAUGCAACUAAACAUACGCAGACUUGAAAUCACACCGGGACUAGACAAUUUAUUCACAUAUCUACUGAAAGAGAAUGUAGGUCUUUGCACAAGUCCAAGGGAGUGUCAGAAUACGACUUUAUAUGAAAGCCAAUCUUUUUCUGUAACGUCCCAAAACAUAUCCCCAUCUUUACUCAGUGCUGCCCCUCUGCAGCGUGAGAGAUUGUGCACUUUGAGCCGCUGCAGUCGAAUAUCUGCGCAAAUCUGCUGGAAAAUUUGCGUAGAUAUUCCACAUCAAGUCAGAAAUUGGCCCUCAGAGCUCUGAGGCGUUUCAUGAACAACAUACUACUGAACGACUAUGAACAAAUUCUGAUCUGCACAGGCUGCUCUGUAACAUGGAAGCCCCAGGUUGUCUGUUCUAUAACAGUUUUUUUAAUAUACGAGUCACCAGUAAAUUCAAUCCAAGAACGGCCGCCAGUGUGAAGAUCGUCCUGUGCAGAUCUGAACUACCCAUGUGCGACUUAUGUGCUGCUAAUAAGGUCCUAUUUCCUUUUUGUUUUUGAAUCUGAGUACACUGAAUUUCGUCUUAAUGCACUGUGAAGUGUGGAGGCCGUGAUGGAAGGCCAAAAAAAAGUCAGGGUUUCUAUAUCGUUAUUGCAUUGAUGCAUCACCAUGAUGGAAUGUACUCAUGUGGAACGUCUCAUAUUUAUAACAACCUACAUGGAGUCAAGGUAUCGCUUACCGUAGGGCGGAAAGGAAGCCUGGAUGGUUUGUUAGGUUGAGGUCAGACUCUUCGGACCAGUUUUUUGGCAUCAUGUUGCAGUAUCCAACCUUAACUUUCCAAGUGUGCACUAACUACCCGCCAGCUGACUGUAUAUUUAUCGUGAAGGGGCAGAGGAUGGUAUAUUCUGUACGUUUAAACUCGAGGUGUCCUCCGAAAUGAUUCUGUGUCUAAACAACGACAUAUUGAUUCUUUUCCCGGCUGGAAUGAGCUUAAAAAUACCAAACUGCUCCUUAUUAUCAAGACUUUAGGCCAGAGAGCAUUUCCCAAAGAAGAAUUAGACCAACAGAAAAAGACAGAGUUUGUGCUCUCUCUCUCCCAAUGACUAAAGUUAUGAUUCUUUCCUCUCCUUUGCUAUUGGAGCACCAGGGAGAGUAAAUCUGAACCGAUUGGUAAGGAGGCUUCUUUAUUCUCAUCUAAAAACCAUCACCUCCCCUCACCUCUUCUCAACACCCCUUUUUACCUUCGUGCACCCCCAUUCUGACACAUCAACCCAGAGACCCCCUUUUCUCUCACAUCUCUCCAUGGGUGGCGAUGUCUGGUGUAACAGUGCAUGUCUGCUUGCCCUUUCACAAAACAAUGAACGUCGCGAAAGGGAAGAUGCGCCUACAGAGUAGAACUAGAAGCUUGCAGUAGAUCACGAUUGCGCACAUCACACCUUCAAAAAGGGACCUAAUACGAGCCAUCCAUGUGUUUGUAUGGUGUGCAUGUGUGUGUAAAUGCGUGAUAAGUUUGGAUAAAUAUGAAUGUGUUUAGCAGUUGCGUCCAAGGUGAGGAGGUCUGAAACAGCAAUGACUCCAGGUACUCUACUAGAAGAUAGUUGCACGUUUUUGUUGAGGUGCAAUUUUCAAACAAUAUGACGUAAUAGUUCAGAUUUGAAGAUGAGGAAGCGAUGGCAAUCGAGCGCCUCCGCAUUUUAGAGUGCAUCUGUGUGUUCGGUUUUACCCAUGAUGCAGUACUUCAUCAGACACUUCAGAGCUUGAACGAGUCUCGGUAGAUCCCCCAGAAAUUUUUUUUUCUUGUUUAAAAAAAGCGGUUACAUCACCGUUUGAUUUAAGACACAUUAAAAGCAAGAUAUUACUGUGACAAUUCAAUGUGAAAACUAUAAAAAGGUGCCAACAUAGUGUCAAGGAGCAGCUUUCUGUUUUGUUGUUUUUGUAUUCAGUACUGAAAGUACAUAUGGGAGGGGGUCUCGGUUUUUUUAUUUUGUUUUUUGUUAGUAACUGGGAAAAUAGAUCAAAUGUGAUGAGUACUGAAAGCAAUAUACGUAGUAGCAUGUCGUCAUGUCUUGUCCUUUUAUUCUGUCUGUGUAGGAGCUUUGGAUUUACCUAGAUGUUGAGUAGAUUUGCAUAUACUAUUUUUUAAGUUGUGAAGAUGCUGCUAUUGAAUAAGUGAUGUACUAAAAUUUAAGAUUAAAAAACAUAUCUGGUCAGUCAUUUAGCAGGAUGUGGUAGUUGUAAGAGGUGUAACUAAAUGCUACAUUGAUAACGAAAUAAUUGCUAUAUCAAUGGAUUAAAUAAACCUGUGCCAAAAUAGAUCUUUACAGAUUUAAAUGUGAUUUAAACACCAUUAGUUAAGAGCAGACAUACUUUUGUAAUUUAAAAAAAAGAAAAAAAAUGUGAAAAGUGCCAAACAAGCCACAGUUAAGAUAUAACUAGCGGGGGUAAAGUGACUAGAGAAGCAAAAAAAAUAGACAUUAGCACUAUAAGGUUUUCUGCCCCCUUAAACUAACUAGUCCUUGUUAAAAAAGAAGGGUGGGAUUCAUCUCGUAGGCCAAACAAAAGCAGGGUGCCAUGUGGCCAUUAACACACAUCCCCUGGGGCUAGAAGACUGCCGAGUUAGCUUAGCAUGGUUAAAGUUUUAUAAGUUAUCAGCAUUCUUAAGUCAGCCUUUUAUAGUUCUGAAAAUGUAUUUUGUGAAGAUAGAUGUUAUCUUUUUUGCACGUCGAUAUUGCAUGAUACCAAGUGAAGCGUGGAUUUAAAAAAAAAAGUGAAGACAAAAAAUUGUACAAAAAAAAAAAAACAAUUAGGCAAUGUGCAUUCAUUUUGAGGACAAAUCUUUGCAUGGCAACAACAGUUCGAGCUAUUAAAUUAGCUUUUUUCACAUUUUUACCUUUUUAUUUUUAGUUUUGCUAAGACCAAGCUGGAGUUUUUGUUGUCCAUGAAAACUAGGCCACAGAAACCAAAUCCAUUCAUAGUCAUGGUCAUAUUCAGCGUCAUAACUAUAGCACUCAUUUUGUACAGACUUAUCAAUGUUUUGUGAUAAUUUCUAAGAAAAAUAACGGGAAAAGUUGGGUAAUGGAGGGUUAAUUUAGCGACAUUAACAUGGUCGUGAAUGUAUUCACCACUACAUAAGUUUGCAUAUCACUCUUUCGAUCAUGAUUUUAGGGCUUGUGUUUGCUGUGUCAGUACUAACAUCAUUAGGCUUCUGUUCUUUAGCUUGUUCUGCCAUCACUGCACAUUAAGCUUGACUCAUUCUCGCGAGAAUAUGCACUUUAUACUUCUCUUACGCUUCACGCCACCCCUGAUAAGAGCAGCCCUGUUUCCGCUAAACUGCUUGAAUCCUUUACCUCAGACCUCCACGAUUAAAGGAAAGGGGCGGGACUUCCCGAUGACGUCAUAAUGCAAUGAUGCGGCACUACUGUUUGCAUGAGAAAGAAUUGGCCAGAUGUUCGAAGCUGACCAAAAAUGGCAGAAUAGUUUUUACAGAAAUCGUUAUUUUGACAGUGUUUUUUAUUCUUACUGUUAAUGAUAAUAAGUGCCAAAAAGGGCAUGUCUGAUAUCAUGAAUAUUGUUUCUCUCUCUCUCUCUCUCUCUCUCUCUCAAUUUCAACGUCAAAAUUGCACUGUGCUUAGUCAUAGUUGCUAUGUUUUCAUGCUUAGAGGACACGACGCAGUUGUGUUUUUGUGCAGUCGAGAUGAAUGCAAACUUAUGGUUUAGCUGAGGUCGAGAAGGUCAUUGCUUUUAUGUGGGCGCAUGGCUAGAGCUCGUCGCUCUUCCCAAACCCCACACGCCCCAGUCCAAACCCCACCCCCACGCCAUCAGAAGACGACAGCCCGGGGUCACUCUUGAGCUCGUACCCAUUGAAGCACCAGCAAUGUUAGAAUACAUUUGUCAUAUCACUGUUCUGUUCUCUUUUUUAUUUUCCUGUUUUUAUUUGUACGACACUCUCUAACCUAGACCAAGUAUAACAAAAAUGUCAUUCAUAUGUAUCCUGUUUACUCUCCCUUUUUCUCCCUUUUGCACUUUCACUGCUCCCCUUUUUUCCAACCACUCCCCACUCUUCUGCCGACCUCCCCCUCACACCCUCCCAGACUUUCUCCUGAGUGCCAAACAAAAACAGUACCAUUCCAAACUUUUUGAGUUCUCUUGUAUGUUGGACAUCCAUUGGACGCACCCAUGAAGCCAGCAUGUUUCUCCAUAACAUGAUGUCAGUCAUGACGCCUCAACAUUACCCAAAAAGCGAGCAGUAAAAGCAAGACCUGGAUUAACACGGUAAAAACACGGCUGGCUACCUCUCAUAAACUGCUUUUCCUAAUUCUGUCAUCUCUUCAACCUCCAGGACAUCACUGAUUGUGUGCCAUAAUGUUGGGGGGCACUGUCACUCUCCUCACCCCCCGAGUCUCUCCAUUUGAUUUUCUCGAUGGAAAACAUUAAGAAAAACAAAACAAAAAAAAUCCAUUUUAAUGGCAGGUUUCUUUUUGUUCCUUUAGCAUAAAAACAUGCUCAAAAAAGCUGAGGAGUGUGUAAACGUCAGCCGUGCAGCCAUCUUCUGUCUUCUGAACUUUGAACUUCUCACCCCUCAUGAACUUUAUUGACCUUCUUCCUCCCCUUCUAUGUUCAUCAACUGUUUGGACUUAAAAUCUCCAUUCCAUCUCCAAACCUUUUUGAGACUGUGCAAUUCUAGUUGAGAUGAUUGGAUUUAUUUCUCUUUUUUUAAGUCAUCAUUGGGGACGAAAAAAAUCAUAAUAAUAAAAAAAGACACACAAAAGAAAGAAAAAAAAAUCAAUAAGAUCCAAACUGUUUCCUCCACAAUUUCAUUAUUUUCUCUCAUUGUAAAUAUCUGUCAGAUUUGGUUGAACUGUAACCAGAAACGUGUUCAACGUAAUGGGGCUGGCAGCAUAAAAUCGCUUUUGUGGAGUGCUCCUACGAGCCGCCGAUAGGAAGUUGAACUAAACUAAACUAAAGCAGCUUCAAGAAAGAAUGAUUCGGUACUGCUAUCAACAAUUGAACACGGUGGUCACAAAGCCACUCGAGAAGUACCGAGACCAUCAGGUGGUCAAAAUCCAGAUCCGGCCCCUCCACAUAAUGCAUAAUCACUACUAACCGCCAAGGUAGACUAAGAUUAGUGUAGGUUUCAUACUUGAACUGAUGGUAGUUGCUAAUCUCAUUGUACAUAUCAGACGUGUCGAGUGUAAAUUGUGAUACGUGUCGAUUAGGUGUCCUGAUCAUUGCAGCAUCUGUUCACGAGACAAAAUUGUUUCUCUGUGAUGCCGAACGAUCAUUUUCAUGCGUCUCAACCAUGCUUGAGCUCCACAUCUAAUGUUUCUAUGCUGCCAGCUUUGUUUUCUGAUAACCCUUCAUGAGCUUAUUUAUUUUCAAACUACUAUACACUAUUAAUAAAUGGCAUCAAGAAACUAGACAAAAGGGAAUGACUGGAAAGAUGAAUUACUGUUUUUGUUUUUAGUAUUUUAGUGGUUUCUUUUAACAUCAUCCAUUAACUGACUUAAAAAAGUAUUAAAUAUUUAAUGUAACUGUAGCAUUGUGUUUGUACAAAAAAAUAGUGAGUUGUGUUUCUUGACUUGUGGAUUACCAGUGAAGUCAGCAAUUUAGUGCUAAUAUCUAUUAAGUCGUUCCUUUUCUUUUUCUCUUUUUCUUUUUUUAUUUAAGGGUUAUUAUUUUCCGACAGCAACAGCAGUCAUUAUAAAUGUUCAUUUUACCAUCACCUGUCUUCUGUUGUCUUAUUCUUCACCUCCCACUACACUCAGUUUCAUCAAAUAACACAUUGCAAGUUCGUGCCUGAAACCAUGUGCUCGGUCUUGGGGGAGGGGCCAUGCUGCGUGAGUGAUGCGAGCGAACGAACGAACGAAUGCGACUGCUUGUGAGAGGCUUGGCCGGGUGGGUGUUAUGUCUUCUGUCCACCUAAAGCUAAAAUCUGUUUGGUUUCCAUUUACCAAUGGAACCUGCUGAUGUUAUAGCUCAAUCCCAUCAUGUAAGCCUAGUUGAUUUUGAUCGUCCAUAACUCCCCCUCCUCCGUUUGCCAACCACUUUCCACCACUACCUUUACCCUCCCCCCUUACGAGCCAUUCCCUCGCCACGCACCUCCCACGCCAUGUGAUGUUCUCCAUCGAUAACAUACUACUCGACCAGACCCACAUUAACUCUGUUCUCAUGCCUGCAGAGGAGGCGGUUGCCAGUCAACUCGCCCUCCGCUCAUGAUCCGCCACCAUCCCUUAUACCGGCUGCCAGGGCCAGGUUCAAAUUAUUAAAUAAUUGCUAAUUUAAAAAAAAAAAAAAGUUAAAAAAGAAAAAAAAAACGAAAAAAAAAAAAAACAGACAAGUGACUCUCAGGGUGUUUACGUAAUCUACCUUACUCUGUGAACUCACAGAACCGCAACCCAGCUCUCCCUCAAGCUUUUUAAGGAGCCCAAAGACAAUUUACCAUGUACGAUCGCUAAUCAAGUCUUCUUCAAGAAAAAAAAAAAGACAACAACAACUGAAUGAUAUGCACCCAAUUAAAGGAGCAAGCAAAAUGCUGUAAUGUUUACAAUUUAACGAGACCAACGCUGUUGAAAGAAUGUGUAGGAGUUCAAAGACAAUUCUUUAAUAAUUACGUCAUUACGAAGUGACUUCAUUUUAAAUGAUAAUUUCUAUGUGACAUGGAGUUAUGUGUUAACUGAGGCAUUUUGGAAACAUUGCAUGUUCCUCUUUUUUGCAAUGACUUACAUUUUUUUAAAUGUCAGAAUGGCUGGUACAGUGUAAAGUUAGAGCUACGUUUAGUUGCUAAUAAUAAACUACAUUGAUGUCAGUGUUCAUCUCACAUAUCUUGGAGAAAGGUACCGGACUGCGGUCCGAAAAGAAAAAAAAAUUCAUGUGAUUGCGUUACUGUAUAGAAUUUGUUCAUAUUUGUAUAUGGUGACAGUGAAAAUAAAGGAUGUACUGGAAGUAUCAGGGA